ACCAAUCAGAGCGCGCGCGAGCUCGAGCGUCCAGCGCCUGCAGACUCUGAGCUGACUUCAGUCUGAUCUGAUGAACGGAGGCUGACUGGAAGACGACAUGACUGUCUCAUCUCUCCUUCACCAUGUCUCGCUUCACAACAGCUGUUUUUCUUCUGCUGUGCGCGAGUGUGUGCGGUCAGUGCGGGAAGAUGAAGCACAGCCUCAGGAGAACAUCUGAACAACAUCACAAACACGGAACUUCACUUUUCAAGAAGAUGCUGGAUGAAACUAAGACACAUCAGCUGAAAUCAGACCAUCUGCUGCGUGUUGAUGACCAUGACUUCACUAUGAGACCAGCGUUUGCGGGUCCAGCAGUACCAGUAGGUGUGGAUGUACAGGUAGAGAGUUUGGACAGUAUCUCAGAAGUAGAUAUGGACUUCACCAUGACGCUAUACCUGAGACACUACUGGAAGGACGAACGAUUGUCUUUUCCCAGUAAAACCAAUAAAAGCAUGACUUUUGAUGGUCGGUUAGUGAAGAAAAUCUGGGUUCCUGAUGUGUUCUUUGUUCAUUCCAAACGCUCCUUCAUCCACGACACCACCACGGAGAACAUCAUGAUCAGGGUAUAUCCUGACGGACAUGUGCUCUACAGCCUCAGGGUGACUGUAACUUCAGCAUGUAAUAUGGACUUCAGUCGCUUCCCACUGGACACGCAGACCUGCACACUAGAGCUGGAGAGCUAUGCUUACACUGAUGAAGACCUGAUGCUCUACUGGAAGAGUGGAGAUGAAUCACUGAGCACAGAUGACAAGAUCUCUCUGUCUCAGUUCCUCAUUCAGGAGUUUCACACCACCUCCAGACUGGCCUUCUACAGCAGCACAGGUUGGUACAAUCGCCUUUACAUCAACUUCACUCUGCGUCGUCACAUCUUCUUCUUCCUGCUUCAGACCUACUUUCCCGCCACUCUGAUGGUCAUGCUGUCAUGGGUGUCCUUCUGGAUCGACCGGCGAGCUGUUCCCGCACGAGUCUCAUUAGGCAUCACGACGGUGCUCACCAUGUCCACCAUCAUCACUGGAGUGAACGCCUCCAUGCCCAGAGUCUCCUACAUCAAAGCUGUGGACAUUUACCUGUGGGUCAGCUUCGUCUUCGUCUUUUUAUCAGUACUUGAGUAUGCUGCCGUAAACUACCUGACCACAGUGCAUGAUGGGACAGAUCGCAAAUCAAAGGAGAAGCCUUUACCUUGCACAUGUGACAUAUCUCAAGCAAGGACUAUGAUUCUGGAUGAAACAUACAGUAAGCCUGAUACUAAUGGCCUGACAGGAUACACACAGGCUCCUGUCUCCUCUGAGAAGGCUGCAGAUAAACAGGACCACAUGGUGGUGUGCCUGUCUUUGGCAAAUGAGGCCACAGCAGCCAAAAAGAAGAGCCUUCGAGGCUUCCGUAUCAUCCAAAACACUCACGUCAUUGAUGCCUACUCUCGCAUGAUCUUCCCAGGGGCCUUUAUAUUCUUCAAUCUUAUCUAUUGGUCUGUAUACUGCUGAAUUGCCUUACAAAGAGAUUGUGGUCGUAGCAUAUUGAAACACUUAUGUAUUAACAAAAGUAAAAGACAAUUGUUAUUUGUUAUAGAUUGAAAGGGACAGCACAGGUAAACAAGAUCAUGACAUAAUGCAUGUGCACUGUACACAUUGUAGGAUAAGACAAAAUGUAAUCUGAGAAUCCUAUUUGUUGAUUGCAUUUACUUUUUUUUAUUGUAUUACUUUUUAUUUCAAAAGUAAGUGGUACAUAUUCAGUCUGAAAUUACCUGGAGCUGAAUGAAUGUUACUGUACUGUAAAACAGUAGACACAGUCAUCAGAAUAGUUAUUACAUGUUCA
Messenger RNA from Carassius auratus (goldfish), 1851 nucleotides. RefSeq names its product gamma-aminobutyric acid receptor subunit rho-2-like. Gene Ontology annotation, cellular component: membrane. Bases 123 to 1520 code for a protein of 465 amino acids. The record is from RefSeq and is a predicted model, not a curated record. The transcript has 9 exons. Gene Ontology annotation, molecular function: transmembrane signaling receptor activity; extracellular ligand-gated monoatomic ion channel activity. Lineage: Eukaryota; Metazoa; Chordata; Actinopteri; Cypriniformes; Cyprinidae. Gene Ontology annotation, biological process: monoatomic ion transmembrane transport.